AAAGAAAUUGUUAGGACGAUGACGUAAUUAAAGUUAAAAAAGACGAGAAAAUGUAAAAAAUGUCGAAUUUUUUGAUUUAUAUAUUUAUUUAUUAGCCUUAGGAGGAAGUUGACCUUGUCUUUGAUACGUUACUUAAUAAAAAAAUAAAAAGAAUUUAUAGGUAGAGAGAAUCAACCUGUUUUCCUUUCGAUAUUCAAAAGUCAGUGUUUAUACAACAAGGACUGAAAUACUUUAGAUACGACCUUCAACUCAAGCAACAAGUCGUUAUAAAAACAGCUGCUUUAGGAAAUCUCCGGAAUCAGUCGUUAGUGACGUCACUAGCUCCGAUAUGGUGUUCGUUUCCUGAUGAUGACGUCAAAAGGAGUGACGUGAAUAGUUCGGUAAUGUUCGGCAGAUUUCGUUAACCAUAUAUGGGCAACAUUCGAAGACGAAGUGUGUCGAUUGCUUGCGACGUAUGAUUUACGUCACGACGCUUAAUACGUCGCCGCAGCGAAUACUAUAGAUUAGGAAGAACGUAGUACGUAGGAAGAUAUUGUAGCGUCAAUCACCAUGCACGGAUGAGGAAUGGAGUAAAUUGCGCACACUCGAAUGAUAGCGAAUGAGCGCGAGGGGGGUACCACGCGGGGGCUUUGAAUGAACGCCAAGUAUGUAGUCUGUACGUUACGUCAUGUAGUUUUUAUUUCGUCAUUUACUACACUAGACGCUAUUGGUUAACAGUCAAUCUCCUCGGUCCAUAUUUGGAAGUGAGAGGAUGACGCUGUUCAUUCAUGGGACUGGGUGUUGAUGUAGGGACGUUCAUUCAAUGGGACGUAUUUGAACGUAGAGGAAAGAUAAUGAGACGUUCAGAUGAUGUCGAGAUAUGAGACUGAAAGGUUGUGGACGUGUUUCGUUAUGUCUCGUCUUUACAAACUGUCAAGGUUGUGUCACAUUUAGGGACGCGUAAGGCACACGUGUUUUUUUGUGAAUACUCGUUGUUCGUGCCCAACCCACCCCUUUCUUAGUUUUCGUCUAUAUUGGUGUGUCGAUUUUCUUUUUCUCUUGUGUUUUUUUGUAUGUGUGUGUGUGUGUGUCGAUCGGACUGGCUUGUUCGACUCAAAAUCAUCUAGCAUGAUUACGGACUGUGUUCAAACGUUGUGCCAGCCAUCCUACAGCGAAGAUUACGAGUGCCACAGGAGUUGUAAUUGUAACGCUAAUUGUAGCGAUCUUCUAUAUUAUUACUUUAAGUACCUUCACAACAUCACCACGGAUCCUACGAACGGAGAUAGUCACUCGCCUGUUGGGGAGGGAGGUGGUGGAGGAUUAGACACCUCAGCUGACAUUAUCUCGUUACUAUCGGCCGAGAUCUACAUCCCUGAUCCCAUAAACCCUCCACCUCCUUCCCAAUCCGUUUCUGAAGCGGAGGCGGUUGUUUCUCUCCACGACAAGUUGGAAGGGAGCAUGUUCCCUACCACAAACCCUCAACAGACACCGUCAAGCCAGAGAAUCAGCUAUAGAGGUUCCUUCACCACUACUUCAACUCCUGUUUCGACAGCAACACCAGGUGCACCAACUAGUACAACAGGUUGGCCGACAACUGACAAACCGUUAUCCUUUGCGCCAAUCUUGAAUUUUUUAGGACAAGCUACUAGCUCACCAUCAACAACCACGGCGCCCGUUAUCGGCACUCCACCCCAGCACAGGCCUUCUCCGGUACCAUCCACGUCACAAUAUCCGGAAGCGUCACCUAGUCCUGGAUCUUUUGAGGCCGCUGUGGGUGGCAGAGAUCCAUCUCAAGAAACUUAUACGCAUCUUACUGGUAGUCCGCAGCAUAGCGGGCAAGCGGAACUUCUUCUACAGUACAGUGGACCAUCACCUUUUGAUACGAGCUACACACUCAAACAGCCACCUAUUUACAGCAGCUCAACAACACAGAUUCCGUCUCCUGAUACAGCAGCAGCUUUAGUCGCAGCGGCUGGAGGACUUACGACCCAGACUCUUAUGUGUCCUUCCACGGAGGAAUUAGGCUUCUCUAGACCAACUCAACCAUCUCUCACCAAGUACCAAUGGCCAAGUUUUUCUCCGAGUACCGGCCUUCAGGAAUAUGGAACUCUAAGCACCAUGCAACUGGGACCUAGUCCUCCUGCACCGACAAGUGGCUCUCCUAUAGCGUCUAGUGUUCCUAAACAGGAGCCGGCGGCAGAAGGAGGAGUAUUUUUACUUCAAGGUGCUGCUUCAUUAGCAGAAUACAAUCAAUCAACUAGCAAAGGACACGAAAUUUUAAAUCAGGCAUAUCAGAACAGUCCAGUUCCUCUGAAAUUAAUGCCUGUGAAACCAAGAAAAUAUCCAAAUAGGCCUAGUAAAACACCGGUACACGAACGUCCUUAUGCGUGCCCUAUAUCUCCUUGUGACAGAAGGUUUUCGAGGAGCGACGAACUAACACGUCAUAUAAGAAUCCACACUGGACAAAAACCGUUUCAGUGCAGGAUUUGUAUGAGAUCAUUUAGCAGAAGUGACCAUUUAACAACUCAUAUAAGGACUCAUACGGGGGAAAAACCGUUUUCGUGCGAUCUUUGCGGGAGGAAGUUUGCAAGAAGCGACGAAAAGAAGCGACAUGCCAAAGUUCACCUCAAACAAAAGAUGAAGAAGGAAGGUCGCAUGGCAUCGGCGGCGGCUGGAUCGUCAACGCAGCAGGCAUUAUCAGGUAGUAUGGGUCCAGGACCCAGUGGUAUGGGAUUAGAGGGACCCAGUACUAGUCUAGCACCCAGUACACUGGCAACCCCUCAAACACUCCCGAUGACCGUCACAACAACAUCUUUACAGUGAACGAAUCACAUUCCUCACUGUGUACCCAAGAUCAUCCUGAUUCCCAUUUAAGAAUGCCUACAAUAAGCCACCGAGUGUGUUCUUCCAUCAAAUUUACUCAAAUCCUGGGAUGUUGCAAUCAUUUACGAUGAGUGCAAUGUCAUAUCAUUUUUUAAGUCUUUCAAUGCAGAGUUUUCCACAUUUCAAACUGUUUCUGGUGCUGAGUAGAUUGAAGAUGUAAGAAUGAUUAAAAAAAAAAAAAUUGUGUGAAUAUUCGCGGGAAUCAAGUCGCUCUCACAUUCUCCCAUUCACUGCCUUGAAGACUCAGUGUCAACUUUAUUUAUACUAACUCCAACAUUACUCAAAAGUAAAAUACCUCAACUUUAGUUGACACCAUGCAAGGUACAGAUAAAAAAUUUUAGUUAAAACAAUUUCAUCCGUUAAUAGCUCAACAUUGACUAAUUAUAUUUUGAAUUUUAAAGAUGCUACCAUCCAUUCUUUCUAAAUAUUCCUACUACAUAUGCCUUCCUAUAUACAGAUAUAUAUAUGUAUAAAUAUAAUUAAUAUUUAAGAUUGGUGUACACAUGUAAAAUUAUUCAAUCCCACCGAUCUUUGUGAUAGAAAUAUUUUGAAUGGGGGUUUAAAAAAACUACCAAAAUCAAAAGAUAAGGCUAAUUAAAAUAUCUGACAAUCGUAUUUUUUUAAAAGAAAAAUUCCUAUAACUUUUUGAAAUAUCUUGGAGUAGUGCCUGAUAAUUUUUAAAAUAUCUUUUUAUUAUAAUGCACAGAAAAAAAUAUCCUAAUCUCUUUUAGUAUAUUUCAUACUUUUCAUAUUUUUCUUACACAUACAUAACUCGAAUUUCAUUUUUUUUUAUUCUGGUAAAUGAAAUAAUUAAUAAAAAAAAACAAUACAUUUCAUAAUUGCAAUUUUCAGUUGUACUAAGAUGUUAAUGGUCUAAAUUCAUAAUUAUUAAUUUAUUUUGUA
Messenger RNA from Centruroides sculpturatus (bark scorpion), 3765 nucleotides. Its product is annotated as early growth response protein 1-like. The transcript has 2 exons. The record is from RefSeq and is a predicted model, not a curated record. NCBI's taxonomy places the organism in Eukaryota, Metazoa, Arthropoda, Arachnida, Scorpiones, Buthidae. Bases 1108 to 2802 code for a protein of 564 amino acids. Gene Ontology annotation, biological process: regulation of transcription by RNA polymerase II. Gene Ontology annotation, molecular function: RNA polymerase II cis-regulatory region sequence-specific DNA binding; DNA-binding transcription factor activity, RNA polymerase II-specific.